Drosophila hydei is the source of this 2137-nucleotide messenger RNA. Its product is annotated as transcription factor grauzone. Gene Ontology annotation, biological process: regulation of transcription by RNA polymerase II. Gene Ontology annotation, molecular function: chromatin insulator sequence binding; zinc ion binding. The record is from RefSeq and is a predicted model, not a curated record. The transcript is spliced from 4 exons. Lineage: Eukaryota; Metazoa; Arthropoda; Insecta; Diptera; Drosophilidae. The coding region runs from base 125 to 2137 and encodes 670 amino acids. Gene Ontology annotation, cellular component: chromosome; nucleus.
UCUGUCCACUGUCAACAAAUAGAAAACAAUUUGUUUUUUUUUUGGUUUUAAACAAAUUUCUUUUUGCUAUAAACGAAUGGCGGCUGCAUAAGCGCAAAAAAAAAAACAACAGUAGAACAAGGCCAUGGCAGCGUGUGUGCUUUGUUUUCGCUGCUGCAACAAUGCUGAAUCCUAUCAAAUAUUCUCCGAGCUUGGUGUGCGGCUUAACAUUUGCCAAACAAUAAACAAACAUUUUUGGCUUGAGUUGAGCAGCGCAACUGGUGAGCAUGCACAAAUAUGUCGCCAAUGCUGGGAGUGCGUGAGCAGCUUCAAUGAAUUCUAUCAGCGAGUUUACAAUGCCCAUCAGGAGAGACGCUGCGACGUGAAGAAUGUGCACAUUGAGUUUUGUGACGAAUCGGAGGCAGCAAAUCCAUUGGCAUUUGGCGGUGAACUAGAUGCACUGGCUGAGGAUUUCUUUGCCACUGGCGAUGUCAAAGUGGAGGUGAACGAACUCGAGCCGCUGCCAAAGCUGGAAAUGCUCGAAGAGCAGUUACUGGAGGAGAAGAGCUCAGCUGCAAAAAGAGCAAGUACUGAGUAUCCAGCGAGUGCUAAGCGACGCAUUAAAAACGAACAGUCUACCGUCGGCAGUGAUUCCGAUGGCGACAUACCAUUAGCGGAGUUUUUGGAACAAAAAGCAUCUGCACCGAAGGCUGUCAAAGGACAUCAGUUACGUCGCAGUUCGCGACGUGGACGACGGUCAAAAACACCGCCGGCAUCGCCGACCAGCUGCAUGAAAAACGAGCAGGACUCCGAAGAUGACAAUGACAAUGACAUGGACUUUGUGGCUGCGGAGGCAGUGCUGGGAACUGAGGAUAGCGCCAGCUCGAGUGAAAGCAGCGACACCGACUCGGGCAACAGUUUGCCGGACAUUGAGCCAGAGGAACGCUAUGCAGAGAUACCCAAACGUGUUGUAGUCAAGCCGAAGAAGUAUCGUAAACGUCCUAAGCCUCUGAUUCCACCUGUUCGAAUGAGCCGCGAGGAGAUUGAGAAGCGGAAAGCGCAACAAAACGAGUUCGAUGAGAUCAUAUUUGAUUUCUUCAAGAAGCUGCCAUGUCAUGUCUGUAAUCUACUGGUGCCCAAUUUCGGGGACAUGCGUCGCCAUCAGCGCAUGUCCCACAACAUUGAGAGUGGAUUUAUCGCCUGCUGUGGUCGCAAAUUUCACAUACGCCGCGCAUUGGCCGAACAUGUUCUGGUCCACAAGAAUCCUGAGCACUUUAUGUGCACACAAUGCGGUCGCAUAUUCCAAGAUUCCAAAACACUCGAGACGCACGAACAAACGCACACGAAUCCGCAAUCGGAUGCAAAGGAUAAACGCAUGUAUCAAUGUGAUAAAUGUCCCAAAUGCUUUACUACAAAGGCUGCUGUGGAGUAUCACAAUGUGUCCAAGCAUGUGCCCAAGUCGGAUUUCAAAUACACCUGCCCAGAGUGCAAUAAGAAAGUGCCCACGGAACGGAAGCUCAAGGAACAUUUACGCUAUAUGCAUGAUCCAGAAACUGCCAUAAUUUGCGAUAAGUGCGGCAAGACGUUGCGCUCUCAGGCGAACCUUAAGAAACACCAUGAAUUGGAGCAUUCCGAUAAGCCACGACCCAAGCCCGAUCCCGUGCAAUGCGAAAUAUGUGGCACUUGGCUGCGCCACUUGUCAGGGCUUAAGCAGCACAUGAGCACGGUGCAUGAACCGCCUGGUGGUGAGCAUCGAUGCCACAUCUGUGACAAGAAGUCCACGAAUUCGCGAGCGCUCAAACGCCAUAUAUACCACAAUCAUCAGUGCGAGCGAAAGUUUCGAUGCACUAUGUGCGAGAAGGCGUUCAAGAGGCCACAGGACUUAAGAGAGCACACGUCUACGCACACAGGCGAGGUUCUGUACACCUGUCCGAAUUGCCCGCAGACGUUCUUCUCGAAUGCCAACAUGUACAAGCAUCGGCAGCGCUUGCAUCGUGCCGAAUGGGAGGCGGAUCGCAAGAAGCCACUGCCACCGAACAUAAUGCAACAAGCAGUGGGUGCCACAACGGCCAUGAAGAAGCGACAAACCGCUGAGUCCACCUCUGCUUCUACCCAGAAUCAGGAAACAAACAACUGCAACAAUAGUAAUAGUAUUUAA